AUGCUGCUGACGGGAUUAUUGAUAUUCGGGGCUGUUGGGUUUGGUGACUGCAUUUUUCCGCAAGUUCAAACGAGUUAUGGGACGUUAGAAGGUUAUUCACAAAAAACGGCGAAUGGAAAGGAUGCGUAUAUAUUUAAGAGCGUCCCCUUCGCCGCCCCACCAAUCGGCCCACUCCGCUGGAAAAAGCCGCAACCGCCAACAAGCUGGGACGGCAUCCGCCUCGCGCAUAAUUAUAGCGCCGCUUGCAUGUCGAAUUCGUCGACAACGUCUUCCCCCCAGAAAUGGGUCGACGAGGAUUGUUUAUAUCAGAACAUUUUCGUCCCGGCUGCGUGUACGAAAACAAAUCCAUGCCCUGUAGUCUUUUACGUCCAUGGUGGAGGUAUCAAUUACGACUCGGCCGUGAUGUUCAACGAUACCUUUUUGAUUAAUAAUUUUGAUGUAAUCCUUGUAAUCAGUGCCUUUCGACUUGGAUAUACUGCUUUAUUAACUUUCGAUGAUGACUCUGUAGUCCCGAGAAAUUUGGCUAUAUAUGACAUCAUCGAGUCCCUUGAAUUUGUGCAAAGAGAGGCCGCAAACUUUGGAGGAGACCCGAAACGAGUGACACUCCUUGGCCAUUCUAUGGGCGGUGCACUCUCCUUUUUCCUCUCCAUGUCAAAGACAAUCAACCCUGACAAAAAGCUUUUCCAAAGGGCAAUCGCCAUGUCCGGACCGUUGAAUUAUGAAGAACCGCGGCACUUGCAGGAUAUUACUAGACAAUUUGUUUAUCGCGCCGGGUGCUGGAAAGACGAACAGCUUCCGGGCGCGGGCAAGGCCGUGGAGGAAGCAAUUGAGUGUCUGCGAAAAAAGGACCAAAUGCAGCUACUGGCUAUCCAAAGAGCCAUGGAGGAUGAGGAACAGACAAAUAGUUUGCAAGGUAUUAUGCUAGUCCCGCCACUUUUUCCAAAUACAGGAAUUGACGAUUUUUUGACAAAUGUUCCGAAAAUUGACGUUGUAAUGGGAUCCACCCUAAAAGAAAUGGACAAAUUUGGCUCUGACAUGAGCCCCGGAGAAAAGCUACACUUCCGCAACCCCGUCGAAGUGAAUAAGAAGUAUUAUGGAGAUCGCCUCAGGGGAGAACUGGAAUUUAAUCACACCACUGACACCCAGAUUUUGUACGUCACCAACUACCACUGCGCAAAUGCUAUCCAAAAAGUUGGCGGAAAGGUGUAUCUAUAUUCAUUCGACUAUCCAAAACACCCAUAUCAUACCGAUGAUCUUUUCUAUAUCAUGGGAAUCCAUCGCUUUGAAAUGGAUGAAAAUGAGGAAGUGAUUUCGGAAAUUUACCCUCUAUAUUUCUUGGAUUUUGCAAGGACUGGGGUACCAGAUAAAGACUGGAUUCCCUACGAUCCACGAUGGCAGAACUAUCUCUCGAUUAACGUUAGUCUGGCUGAUGGUGUAUACCCAAGAAAUAUGCCUGGAUAUCAGCACAACGUUAUCGAUUAUUGGACGAAAUAUAUGAAAGCUUACGACGGGCUUGUUAGCUUUAAGAAGCACUAUGAGAAACCGGAGGGGAAUAGCCUGGUGGUGCCUUCACAAGAAGUCACGUCCGAGUCAGCGAGCUCACUUGGUGUCACGCUUUCGACGUUAUUUUUGAUUGGGCUCGCCUUGGGAAUUGUUGGGCUGAUGGUGAAGAAUCGGGACUUGCGGAUGCAACCGGAGGAUAUGGGCAUUUUGAGUUAUAAA
This is a messenger RNA of Mesorhabditis spiculigera, 1722 nucleotides long. The record is from the annotation of a GenBank genome assembly. NCBI's taxonomy places the organism in Eukaryota, Metazoa, Nematoda, Chromadorea, Rhabditida, Rhabditidae.